This is a messenger RNA of Mixia osmundae IAM 14324, 3830 nucleotides long. RefSeq lists its product as uncharacterized. The coding region runs from base 386 to 3706 and encodes 1106 amino acids. The transcript has 8 exons. The record is from RefSeq and is a predicted model, not a curated record. Gene Ontology annotation, cellular component: nucleoplasm; protein phosphatase 4 complex. Gene Ontology annotation, biological process: DNA damage response; protein dephosphorylation. NCBI's taxonomy places the organism in Eukaryota, Fungi, Basidiomycota, Mixiomycetes, Mixiales, Mixiaceae. Gene Ontology annotation, molecular function: protein phosphatase activator activity.
AACUUUGCAGCGACGGCCGUAAGGAGUGUCCGAGCCCCCGUGGCAGCGCCCUAGAGCGUCCUGCGAGCGUCUGGAGGGCAACAGGGCAUACAAGACCACGUCGACAUCAGGUCAAUCGCCCACAGAGACGACUCGACAGCGUCUGUGCAAAGAUCGAUAAGGCGCUCGUGUGCAGCCAACAGCAGCGUCACGGGCAGACGAGCACGACUGCACAGGCACUGCACACGCUUUCACUCGAGCUUGGGUGCCCAAUGAAGCGAGUCUCUUGACACUGGCGCCAGUUUGACACCGCAGAGCCCGCACGAGCGUGUCCUCAGCUGUUCUGCUCAAAGUCUCAUCUCGCAGCUCAACCUGCUUGAGCCUGCCGGCCUUGGUCUCCUGAGCCAUGGCCACUCAACCAUCAGACGAGCAUGCUGCGCCAGGACAGGAAGCCGAGACUGGCGAAGCGAGCAAUGGCAUCGUUGACAGCCGACCCCUCACGCCACCGCCUCGCUCUUCUUCCCUUCUCGGCUCGGCUUCUCCAUCACAAGACACCAGAGAGUCUAUCGAUUCGCCCAACAGGAAACGGAAGCCCGCUUCGCCUCAUACGCGUACGCCGCGACCCUCGACCGCGAUAAAGGCGACGCCUGCUAGCUCGGCCAGUGUACAGGACACCUCGCAUACUCUCGCCGGCGUCACCUCUUCCAGCAUCAAGAGCAGCGAGAUGGAGAGGCUGCCUUCAUACACCGGCACACCUGCUUCAUCGCCCGACGACACACCUCGCAAGCGGAUCAAACUAGACCAGGAUGAUAGUCCGUCGACUUAUUUGGCGGAUCGCUUUGCACCGGCAGUAGAAGUGCAGGAGAACUCACACGAGGGCGACGAUCUCGUCGAGCUUGCUCUAGAUUAUGCUAAUGACCCCACGCGAAGGUCGAGCUCGUCUCCCCCUGUUGACCUGUUAGAUAAAUCGCCAGACUCGAUCUCGCAGCGGCGCGUCAAAGUGUACAGGCUGCAAGGCGAAUCUUGGACCGACCUAGGCACCGGCUUUUGCUCCGUCUACCCUGUCUUACCUGCUGCAUACGCUACCGAAAGCGACGUGCGCGAGCCAACAGAGGGCUUGGGCCUGAUAGGAUCCGUGCAAUUACUAGACGAUAGCGCGACUCAUGCAGACGAAGAUGGUCCUUGGAUCGUCGUCAAGGCAGAGGCUGCUUCGCCUGCCAAUUCCUCAUCGCCUACCAAAGAUUCAGAGAGCAAACCGGGCAGCGACGACGCGUCGGACAGAUUACCCAAGGACGCACUCAUCUGGAAAUCGGGCAUGAGACGCGUCAUGUUCGCGGCUGCUAGCGGCGGUUUCAUAUCGCUCGACAACGAAGAUCACAAGCUCGGUUAUCAGCGUCAGCAAGACACUCUGAUCGUUUGGACGGAAGCAGAUGGGACCGAUAUGGCUCUCAGCUUUGCCAACGUGCAAGGUUGUGCAGACGUUUGGGAACUCGUCGAGAAAGUGCGGAUGUACUUUGAGGCCAACGGAAUGACGACGACCUCUUCAGAUGAGCUCGGACCUUCUCGGUCUGUGACGGCUUCGCCUGCAAGUAGAGCCCUAGCCGAUGUCGAUCUGCCCGAACCCAAGCUCGGCAAUCUGCGCGAGAUUGAUAAUUACAUCAGGCGGAUAUCGCGACCGGUCUCGGGCAGGGAUGCCAUCGUCAAUACAAUACUAAGAACGGCCUUCUUGCGCAAGCUGGUGCAGGUGCAUCAAGAAGCGGAAGAUCUAGAGAGCUUAGACGAUCUGCACCUCUGCUGCAUCCUCAUGCAGAAUAUUCUACUCCUGCACGAUAAUAAUCUCUUUGAAUACAUCAUGCAGGAGGACAUCUUUCUUGGCAUAGUCGGCUUGCUCGAAUAUGACCCCGAGUUUCCGACGAUGAAGGCAUCUUACCGCGAACAUCUAGGCAAUCCGAGCCUCUUCAGAGAGGUCGUGCCGUUUCGAGAUGCGUCUCUACAAGCAAAGAUACACCAGACCUAUCGGUUACAAUACCUCAAGGACGUCAUCCUAGCAAGAAUAUUAGACGAUCCAACCUUUUCAAUGCUGAAUUCACAUAUCUUCUUCAAUCAAGUCGAUAUCGUGCAAUCUCUACAGAAUGACGAUGACUUCUUAGCAGAACUCUUCGGCAUCAAGCUUGACCCUUCUUCGCCAGAACAAGUCGAAGAGACUGUGUCGCCGCAAAGGCAAAAGCAAUACGAUGUCAUCUCGUUCUUGCAGGCUUUCUGCCAGAUGGCGAAGAACCUACAACAACCAAUGCGAACCCAGUUCUUCCGCUCCCUUGCGGACCGAGGCAUCCUAUCUUUUGUCGAGAUCGCUCUAGCGUGGACACACCAGCCAACAGCGCGUACGGCAACUAUCGACGUUCUCAUGAUGAUCCUCGAACACGAUCCAAACAGCGUCAGAGAACACUGUCUCGUCCAACACGAGGCGGGCAAGAGAAGUCUUGUGUUCUCUCUCAUUGACAUAUUACAUGUCGAAGCCGAAUUGGGUAUCAAGGGCCAGAUGGCAGAAGCACUCAAAGUGCUCAUCCAGACGCCAGACAUGGCUCAGGAGGCCGCACAAAUCGGGCUGAGAGCGAAAGUAGAAGACCCACAAGCGGAAAAGUUUCUGCAGUACUUCUACGAUAAGUGUGCUCAGACACUCAUCAAGCCGUUGCUCGAUCUCGAAGGACCCUUUGACCCAUCACAGACGCAGAUCGCGCUCUACGUUCAUCUUUGCGAUCACCUUUGCUUCUUCGUCAACGCGGGCAGCUUCAGGUCGAAGUACAUGAUCUUGUCUUCUCCCGUUUCGCAAAAAGUCGCCUUCUUGCUGCUCUCGAAACCGAAACAUCUCAGAUUAGCGGCUCUGCGUUACUUCCGAGCGUGUAUAGGGCGGCAAGACGACUUUUAUAAUCGAUACCUGACAAAGGAAAACAUCUUCGAACCUGUUCUGUCAGUCAUCGAGGGCGAACGCGAGAAGGACAAUCUCGUCGUGUCUGCUUGCUUGGAGUUCUUUGAGAAGAUUCGUACGUCAGGCGCCAAGAUUCUCAUCAAUCAUCUCGUAAAAGAAUUUGGCUCAAGAAUUCGCGGUCUCGCUCUGGAUUAUCCCACUUUCGAAGCGCUCGUCAAUAAAUGGGAGCAGAUCAAUGAGCCACCGCCUGCGGCAACGUCAACAAAGGAAGAAGACGCUUCAAGCAAGCAGAGGCCGGGCGAGGGGAUACCUGGUAGAGCGCUCGAUAUAGAGGAAGAAAGUUGGUUCAACGAGAGCUCAUCUGACGACGAAGAGAAAGGGAGAACGAAAGGCGAAUCUCGCAAACGAUCCGGGGGUGAGCUGCCUGGCAGAGAAAGCAAACAGUCCACACCCAUCAAAUCCCCAGCGCUCGUUUUUGGGUCUGCUUUGGGCGCACAGAACGCUCGGACAAAAGGUUUGGUCGACUAUGAAGGAGAGGAUAGCGACGAGGAGCAAGACUCGAGCACGAGCGCGCCCCUCGCUGCAUCACUAGAGAGUCCGUUAGCUCAUGCGCCUCAUGAAGAGCCACCGCCGCUCAAAAUGCUAGAAGAAGAGCAAAGGUCCAGUGAGGAGAACGAAGACAAGCUCGGUCAGCUGAGUGCAAAGAAGCGGUCCAGCCCGCUGCCGAGCAUAAAAGCGAGAUUAGGGCAGCUCGGCGUCAAAUCGGGCUUGAAGAUCAAUCUGGGGGGUAAGAAGCCGUGAGAAGAAUCGAACAAGGUAGUGCUGUUGGUCUCUCGUUCGUUUUGGAGAGAUCGUGUAAGGUUGUAUGCAACACGAGAGCAGUGCGAAGUGAGAUUUUUGCAGGUUUUGCGGUACAAUGAGAUGC